ACGGCACGCAACACACGCCUUUAUCCAGGGGAAGCAGGAGCCAGUGUUUUCAUUGAUGGAUUGGUUCACUAGGAAAAGCGUUUCCGCUUUUUGGACAUCCACAACAAGAUAUUUCGAGUUGACAGGGAUUACAUUAUGAUGAAUAAUAGCAGCGAUCCGUUGCUUGUUUCUUGUGAUCACAUAUGUUGGGAAGACAAAAUUGAUCAACUGAACGAUUUUAUGGUAGUUCGAAAUGUGCCCGUCCUAUUGUUCAUGUGCCUGCUAGUGAUCAUAGGAAUCCCUGGUAAUCUAAUCGUGAUUUGGAUGUAUGGUGUGCGAAAGGUUCGAACCACUGCCAAUUGCUUCGUCAUCACUCUGGCCUGUGUUGAUCUAACUUCAUGCGUUGUUAUACAUCCAUAUGUUAUAUCUAAAUUAUUUAACAGCUACAAUCAACAACAAGUAUUGACCUGCAAGUUGUUCGAGUUUUUGAUUCAUUCUACUUUGUCGAUAUCGGCCAUCGUUUUGUUUGUGGUCGCCAUAGAUAGAUACCUUGCAAUUUGCAAACCGUUCCAUUUCUUAAAAUAUCAGAAAUACGCUACGGCAAUUCUGAUUGCAACGUUUGCAAUAGGUAUAGUAGACAGUCUUCCUUUGUUGGAGUUUUACGGGAAAAGAACGAUAGAGUUACAUUCAAGUUCCAACAGAAAGAUCAAAGGAUACAUUUGUGACUUCAGCGAUGUGUAUCAAGGAUCAUCAUCAAUGGCGUCGUUUGGAAUGUUUAUGUUUGUUUGUUUCUCAAGUAUAGUAGUUGGGAUGACGAUAAUGUAUUUCAAUGUAGCCCGAACCGCGUAUAAACGUCGAUCGAGACUUGUUUCUCCCGUGGACUUGGUCUCCGAUUUCUCAGACAGAAAUAGCAAAUAUUACAGUAAAGGAACGAUUCGAACCUCGCCAGGUAAAGGUGGUAGAAGUCAGGAUGGGACGAUUAGUCCUGUCAUGGGAUUGUCUGGAUCUUCGAAUCUAUGUUCAGUAUCAACAGUUGGACACGUAUCGUUGACUAUCAACAUGUUCACAGCAAAUACGUAUAAGGAUUUGGAAGCAAAGACGACACAACAGUCUACGGCGAAAAACUACAGCAAAUAUGCCGAGACAUUAAAUCUAAACUCAGAUAAUGGGAAAACCUUGAAGGACAACACAUUAAAGAUAAGCAGGGUGUCAGCACAGGAUAGGUUACAAUGGAAAGACAAUAGACAGUAUAAUUAUAGAUACAGCGCCAGGUUGAAGGCGGCAAAGAUCCUGUUUCUGGUUACGGCUCUAUUCCUUCUGUCCUGGCUUCCGUUUUGGGUAAUCAGAUUUCUCUGGCUCUUCGCACCAUCGUACAUGUCCACCCAAUCAGAGACCGGGAAUGCGAUAGAACAUUUUUUCAUGCACUUGUUUUAUCUAAAUAAUGCGGCGAACCCUGUUAUUUAUACAAUCAUUAACAAGAAUUUUCGUGAGGAAUGCCGCGUAUAUUGGGAAAGGUGUCGUGUUAAGAUUGACCCAGCGUGAUCUGACACCUCCUCCUACUUAUUCUAUUCGACGGUGUUUUUUCAGAACUACUGUCAUUGUGGGACAAUACACCUUUGAUACGGUGAUUAUUUGAACUCUUUUCGUUUUGUCCUGUCCGGCCUAAUAUUUUGACCGGGUGAUGUGACUUCUAUAUUUUCGCUAUUAGUAUACAUUUCUUUUUAAACCUUUCAUUCAAUCAUCUAGCAAAUACUUCAAAGGUGUUUUUAUUUGCUUAUUGAUUUGACCCGUUUUUGUACAUUUCUAUAUUGUGUUUGAUGUCUGGCAGCAUGCAUCUUUACUAAUGAAAAUUUGGUUUGACGUAGGUUUUGAUGGCGGGUGGUUUUCACGUGGCAGGAGACGCUUUCCUUUCGGAUUACCAUUUGGUUAUAUCUAACAAUAAGCUGUGAUUUCCUGAUGGCUCCCCGAGAGCUAUAAACUCUAACAUAUCUAACAAUAAGCUGUGAUUCCCAGAUGAUUGCCCGCGAGCUAUACACUCUAUUAUAUCUAACAAUAAGCUGUGAUUCCCUGAUGAUUGCCCGCGAGAUAUAAACUCUAUUAUGUCUAACAAAUAAGCUGUGAUUCCCUGAUGAUUGCCCGCGAGCUAUACACUCUAUUAUAUCUAACAAUAAGCCUGAUUCCCAGAUGAUUGCCCGCGAGCUAUACACUCUAUUAUAUCUAACAAUAAGCUGUGGUUCCCUGAUGAUUGCCCGCGAGAUAUAAACUCUAUUAUGUCUAACAAAUAAGCUGUGAUUCCCUGAUGAUUGCCCGCGAGAUAUACACUCUAAUAUAUCUAACAAUAAGCUGUGAUUCCCUGAUGAUUGCCCGCGAGCUAUACACUCUAUUAUAUCUAACAAUGAACAGUGAUUCCCAGAUGGUUGCCCGCGAGCUAUACACUCUAUUAUAUCUAACAAUAAGCCUGAUUCCCAGAUGAUUGCCCGCGAGCUAUACACUCUAUUAUAUCUAACAAUAAGCUGUGGUUCCCUGAUGAUUGCCCGCGAGCUAUACACUCUAAUAUAUCUAACAAUAAGCUGUGAUUCCCUGAUGAUUGCCCGCGAGCUAUACACUCUAUUAUAUCUAACAAUGAACAGUGAUUCCCAGAUGGUUGCCUGCGAGCUAUACACUCUAUUAUAUCUAACAAUAAGCCUGAUUCCCAGAUGAUUGCCCGCGAGAUAUACACUCUAUUAUAUCUAACAAAAAGCUGUGGUUCCCUGAUGAUUGCCCGCGAGCUAUACACUCUAUUAUAUCUAACAAAUAAGCUGUGAUUCCCUGAUGAAUGCCCGCGAGCUAUACACUCUAUUAUAUCUAACAAUGAACAGUGAUUCCCAGAUGAUUGCCCGCGAGCUAUACAAUCCAAUAUAUCUAACAUUAAGCUGUGAUUCCCUGAUGAUUGCCCGCGAGCUUUACACUCUAAUAUAUCUAACAAUAAGCCUGAUUCCCUGAUGAUUGCCCGCGAGCUAUACACUCUAUUAUAUCUAACAAUAAGCCGUGGUUUCUGAUGAUUGCCCGCGAGCUAUACACUCUAUUAUAUCUAACAAUAAGCCUGAUUCCCUGAUGAUUGCCCGCGAGCUAUACACUCUAUUAUAUCUAACAAUAAGCCGUGGUUUCUGAUGAUUGCCCGCGAGCUAUACACUCUAUUAUAUCUAACAAUAAGCUGUGAUUCCCUGAUGAUUGCCCGCGAGCUAUACACUCUAUUAUAUCUAGCAAUAAGCUGUGAUUCCCUGAUGAUUGCCCGCGAGGUAUACACUCUAUUAUAUCUAGCAAUAAGCUGUGGUUCCCUGAUGAUUGCCCGCGAGCUAUACACUCUAUUAUAUCUAACAAUAAGCCGUGAUUCCCAGAUGAUUGCCCGCGAGCUAUACACUCUAUUAUAUCUAACAAUAAGCUGUGAUUUCCUGAUGGCUCCCCGCGAGCUAUAAACUCUAAUAUAUCUAACAAUAAGCCGUGAUUCCCAGAUGAUUGCCCGCGAGCUAUACACUCUAUUAUAUCUAACAAUAAGCUGUGAUUUCCUGAUGGCUCCCCGCGAGCUAUAAACUCUAAUAUAUCUAACAAUAAGCCGUGGUUCCCUGAUGGCUCCCCGCGAGCUAUAAACUCUAAUAUAUCUAACAAUAAGCAGUAAGUCAGUCCCUGUGUGUGUGUACUCAUUUCUUUCGGUUUUGUUUAAAAUCACAUUUUGUUGUGGAUAUGCGUCAAAGAAAACAAGCACAACAAUGUUUUAAAAACAAGCCAUUAGGCUAGAUGAAACAUACAAAAUAAAUAGAUAAUGAUUACGAAAACAUCCGUAAUAAUAUCAUUUCUUUUCAAUCCCGUCACAAACAAUACAUAAUUAUAAGAUUUAUUAACGUUUUAUUUUACAUACACACUAGUUUCAGCGUAUAAGCCAUUGGUUAUCUGCCAGUGCGGGGUAUCUUUUUUUACGAUAAUGACUUGUUAUUGCAACACUGUGUGACAGGCAAUUAGCAGUGGUAGGUAUAGUAAUAAUAUGUCAGAUUAUUGCCAUCAGGUACUAUCUAUGAUAUCAACUAAUAUCUAAAUCGCUGAAUACGUUAAUGUAUCUCGUUAGGAAUCAACAUGAUAGAAUAAGGAGAUGGGUUUAAAAGUCACCAAUCC
This is a messenger RNA of Pecten maximus, 4125 nucleotides long. RefSeq names its product G-protein coupled receptor 84-like. The record is from RefSeq and is a predicted model, not a curated record. The coding region runs from base 136 to 1521 and encodes 461 amino acids. The transcript has 2 exons. Gene Ontology annotation, biological process: neuropeptide signaling pathway. Lineage: Eukaryota; Metazoa; Mollusca; Bivalvia; Pectinida; Pectinidae. Gene Ontology annotation, cellular component: membrane. Gene Ontology annotation, molecular function: neuropeptide receptor activity.